Messenger RNA from Lachnellula hyalina, 1812 nucleotides. RefSeq names its product N amino acid transport system protein. Bases 1 to 1812 code for a protein of 603 amino acids. NCBI's taxonomy places the organism in Eukaryota, Fungi, Ascomycota, Leotiomycetes, Helotiales, Lachnaceae. The transcript is spliced from 5 exons. Gene Ontology annotation, biological process: amino acid transmembrane transport. Gene Ontology annotation, cellular component: vacuolar membrane. The record is from RefSeq and is a predicted model, not a curated record. Gene Ontology annotation, molecular function: amino acid transmembrane transporter activity.
AUGUCCAACCUUGCGAACCUUGCUCUUGAUGGUGGGGACCCGCGACUCUCUAAAGAUGCUGAAGAUCCCGCGUUGAGGAAGGAGGAGGGGGUCUUCUCAACAGACUCAGACCAAGGUAUCACGCCUGCGAUUCGACCCCAGAAUCGAGUUCCACAUGACGCCUCUAUCAGUUUUGCUGAAUACGCCUACUAUGCCGCAAGAACUCGCGCCGAAGAAGAAGAGCACGUGGGAGACAUCGCCGCGACACAAAGCUGGGUCCAGAUGAUCUUCCCCAGCAAGUCGGGUAUGGGAGCAAGCAAUGUUUCUGGCGCCGAGAAGCAGGGUGCAGAAAUCAAUGCAAAUACGAACUUGGCCAAGGCUGAGAACCGCAACCAUAUCACUGCUGAAGAAUGGACGAAUGCUAGUCGUGCAUUGAGAACUGCAACGAAGAGUGCAAUCUUCUACCUUAUUACUACGGAUAUCCUGGGACCUUUUGGACUUCCUUAUGCUUUUGCUACCACUGGCUGGGGUCCAGGUAUUACCCUCUUUACAGUUUUCGCUGUUCUUGCAGGAUACUCGGGAUAUCUGCUAUGGACCAUUUUUAUGGGCAUGGAUUCAUACGAAUUUCCCAUCAAGACUUACGGUGACAUGGGAUUCCGCCUCAUGGGCCGCUGGACGCGCUACCUAUUCAACAUCCUGCAAUCGAUCCAACUGAUCCUAAGUGUGGGACUCAUCAUCGUAUCUAACGGCGAGGCUCUUUCACAAGCAGCCAAAUUUAAACUCUGCUUUGCCAUCUGCUGCUUAGUCUGGACUCUCGCUGGCUUCUUCUUCGGCCAAGUUCGCACAUUGCAGAAGUUUGGCUGGUUGGCUAAUGCUGCUGUGUGGAUCAAUGUUAUUUGCAUGAUCAUCACUAUGGGCGCUGCUGCUCACACCGCUCCUAAUUAUAAAGGUGCUGCUGAGUCCGCUGGUGCAACUCUUAACGGUGGUACAUCCAUCACUCCCGACUCCAAUGGCGUCUUCCCUGGGGUUCAACAUUCGGCUGGACUUCCUCCUUCCGGUGGCUUUGCUGGUAGUGUCAACGGUGCAAUGCAAGCUGUUUUCUCAUAUGGAGGUGCUAUGAUCUUCCCCGAGUUCAUGUCGGAGAUGAGAUACCCGAGAGAUUUCUUGAAGGGCAUGUGGGCUGCUCAGUCGUUCAUCUAUAUCAUCUAUAUGUUUUAUGGCCUCUUCAUGUAUGGAUACCAAGGCCAAUACGUUAUCAACCCAAGUUACCUAGGAAUCGGAAAGUAUAAUUUCCAAACUGCCGGUAAUGUCUUCGCAAUGAUUAGCGCCCUCAUCGCAGCCGCUCUCUAUGGCAACAUUGGCAUCAAAGUCAUGUAUAACAGCAUUUUCGUCGAACUAUUCCACGCACCCCCUCUCUCCACCAAAGCCGGAAAGCUCGUCUGGGUCGGUCUAAUCCCUGUCUACUGGUCCAUCGCCUUCGUGAUCGCAGCUGGUAUCCCCGAUUUCUCCGGCCUCACCGGCAUCGUCGCCGCCGUCUGCAUUCUACAAUUCACAUACACCUUCCCGCCCAUGCUGUCCAUAGCUUACAUGAUGAACAAGAACACUGCAGGCUCGUUUGAUCCCGCUACUGGCACCGAGACGAAGAGCGGGAAGGGGAUCCUGAAGGGCUUCUUUGCCGACAAGUGGUACUUGAAUUGCUUCAAUCUCGUGUAUAUGUUGGGCGCCCUGGCUAUGGCGGGGUUGGGCAGUUAUGCGGCGAUUGAGAAUCUGAUUGCGGCGUUUAAGAGCGGGGCGACGAAUUCGUUUGUUUGUAAGAGUCCGUUGGAUGGUUAG